AUGAUGAAGCACACAAUUAUCUUGAUCAUUCUUGCAUCUUUGUGGACUUGUUAUGAUGCAAUAGACACACUGAAACCAGGGGACACUCUCAAUUCCACAAGUUCCUUGGUAUCAGCAUUAGGCAAGUUCACUUUGAAUUUCAUUACAAAACCUGUCGGCAAUUCGGAAAUGAGCUUUCUUGCUAUCCUGCGCAUCAAAACUGAAGCAAACAAAGCAUGGAUUGCGAACCCACACUCACCUGUUUUAUCCUCUUCAUCCCCACUUCUUACCUUGGACUUCAAUAACACAUUGAAAAUUACUCACCGAAAUGGACACCCUUUUAUCCUUUCUGCUCCAAACACUACUAGUAUUACUAGUGUUGUGGCUACCCUUUUGGAUUCCGGCAAUUUUGUCCUUCAAGAAGUGAGCCCUGUCAAUGGAUCCACGAUCCAAAUCUUGUGGCAAAUUUUUGAUUAUCCAAUGGACACAUUUUUACCAGGCAUGAAAUUGGGUGUUGACCAUAUAAAUGAGCACGUUUGGUCUCUUUUAUCAUGGGGGUCUAGCGACAACCCUGUGUUGUCGGGGCCUUUCAGCCUUGAUUGGGAUACCAAUGCACACCAAUUGAAAAUUAAGAAAAGUGGGGUUAUUUUUUGGACUUGCGGGGUCUUUGCAGAGGGGAGAUUCGAAUAUAUUAAGCAGAGGUACAAUUUUAGCAUCGUUUCAAAUCAAAACGAAGACUACCUCACUUAUACUAGUCUAGAUGAUCCAAAUGAUCCUGAGCCAGAAUGGGUGCUAUACACCAGAGGUGCACUUUAUGAGUAUGGUGCCCAAGUUGAUAUUAUACGAGCACAAAACUGUGAUGGCUAUAACACUGUCGGAGGGUGUGUGAGAAGGGACCGCCCAAGCGAUUGUGUUGGGAAAUUAGGUGAUGAUUUUGAGAUUAAAAAAGGUAACUUCACGAUCAUCAAUUCUGCUAAUGCUUCGAGACCUGCGAACUGGAUUGGUACUGGUAGCGAAGAUUGUAAAGUUACUUGUUGGCAAAACUGUGACUGCCUUGGAUUCGACUUUCCAUUUGGAAAUCAGACUACUGGUGCAGGAUGCCGAUUUUGGAGUGUGGACUGUGCAUUCAUUGAAGACCUCAGUACUGCAACUCAUAGUUUUGUUGUGCCAAACUCAGUAACGCUGCCACCAAAAUCACCAGAUUCACCACCUCGCGGAAAGAUUAAUGCAACGCAUAAGGGGUUAUGGAUUGGCACUUCUAUUGCCGCUCUACUGGUAAUUGGGUUUUGCAUAUUGUGCUAUCGACCAAGAGGAACAAAAUUUAUGCUUUCAGCAGGCAAGAACGGGACAAAGAUUCAGAAAAUAUUGCUUAAGUUCAUGAAAUCUGAAAGACCUACUGAUCAUGUUAUUGCGAUUGAAAAUGAUCAUGGAAAUAUUAGACACCCUGAUUUAAGCGUAUUUACCUAUGAAUCUGUCUUGGCUGCCACAAGCAACUUCUCUGAAGCAAACAAGCUCGGCCAAGGGGGCUUUGGUCCUGUUUAUAAGGGGAAAUUGGCAACAGGACGAGAAGUAGCUGUGAAGAGGCUUUCAAAAUGUUCAGGACAAGGCACGGUGGAGUUUAAGAAUGAAUUGAUACUCAUAUAUGAACUCCAACAUACGAACCUUGUUCAGCUAUUUGGAUUUUGCAUUCAUGAAGAAGAGAAGAUGUUGAUAUAUGAGUACAUGCAGAACAAAAGCUUGGACUACUUUUUGUUUGAUUCCAUUAGAUGUCUGCAACUAGAUUGGAAGAAGCGUUUCGGUAUGAUUGAAGGAAUCACUCAAGGAAUGCUUUACUUGCACAAAUACUCGCGAACGAAAGUAAUUCAUAGAGAUCUAAAAGCUAGUAACAUAUUACUUGACGAAAAUAUGAACCCCAAAAUUGCAGAUUUUGGAAUGGCAAGGAUUUUCACCCAGGAACUAGAAGCAAAUACUGUGAGGGUUGUUGGGACUCGUGGUUAUAUGCCCCCCGAGUACAUCAUGGGAGGAAAUUUUUCCACAAAAUCUGAUGUCUACAGUUAUGGAGUGUUAAUGCUUGAAAUUAUAAGUGGGAGGAAAAACAACAGCUUCUACAAUGAAGAUCGUGUGCUCAACUUAGUAGGACAUCUAGGAGGUCGGAUCCACGUCAAAUCUAUAUUUCCAUUGCAAGAACGAGAUCAUCCUCAUCAUGUUUCCAUUUCGCAACGGGAUCCUCUUUAG
Molecule: messenger RNA, 2214 nt
Organism: Prunus armeniaca (apricot)
Lineage: Eukaryota; Viridiplantae; Streptophyta; Magnoliopsida; Rosales; Rosaceae
Source: the annotation of a GenBank genome assembly